AUGACUCAGGAGAAGAGAUCGACGACAACUCUAUUUCGGAACGUCGUAGAACAACCAGAUUAUGAUAGUACCAGAGAAGCACAUCAAGAGUCACCCAGGGCCGAGCUUACACACGAUACUUAUAAAGCUGUUGAUAAAUUCUGGGAGGUGAAUUUCGAAAAUAAAAGCUGGUAUGGUCUAACCACUUACAUUUGGGAGAGAUAUCGCGACAUGGGUCAAUGUGGAAAUGACCACGUAUUCAGUGACAACAUGGGUGAUCAAGCAAUGAUAGAUUGGUUCAAAGCUUUCCACAGGAUAUACUUGGAACCAUGUAGAGUCCAACCAACAAAUCCCAACAAGCUUCCUACGUUUAGAAACCAUAACGAAUUUAUGCGCGGAAAAUUUACUUCUACUUCUACUGCAAUUCAGAUGGAUGGUAGUCGACGUAACCGGCAAGUGGAUGUCUUUGUUGAGCAUUACGACAACCCUGUUGGUUGGGGUCAUCACUGGAGGGAUGUGUGGGUAGUGGGCGAGUUCACGAAGGCGGCAGCCAAAAAAGAGUUUAAAUUCCACCAGCUCAUGCUGUGUGUGCGUGAAGUAUUUUACGCUCAGCCAUUGCGUCGAUUCGUUCAUGGAUUUGUCUUGCACAAGAGGCACGUUGUUUUCUGGAUUAUCGACAGGUCAGGAGCGUAUAGCUCUAGUGAAAUUAACGUGAUCAAUGACCAAGAAAUAUUGUCCAGGGUCCUUACGGCUUACACGAUCAUGAGUGACGAAGAGCUUGGCCUCGACACGACUAUCUUUCGUUACAACGAACGCUCCUUCGUCCAAAUUCGAUUUGACGAUUUGGCGCCUGAAAGAUGGGUCGAGAUCAAUCCUGAACCAGUAACCCGACCUGAGACUGUGCUGUCACGUGGUAACCUCUGCUACCAGACGAUGGACAUGAAAUACUUGAUCAAGUUUUCAUGGGGCUCGGGCGCGGAACAAUCAGAGAUCGAUUUCUUGAACGCCGCACGAGCGGUAAUAGGUGUCGCUGAUCUUGAAUGGGCAGAGCGGAUAUAUCAGGUUGAAAGUCACCGCGAGGGACUAGACUUUUCGACCGGAACAAGGUGGGACAUGGGAGUGAAGAAUUGGCUUUCCAUUGGCCCAGAGGGCGCACCAGAAGAAUAUUUCAAGAAACGAAAACUCACUCUUGCCGUCAUCUCUCCUUACGGUUGA
Molecule: messenger RNA, 1194 nt
Organism: Blumeria graminis f. sp. triticale
Lineage: Eukaryota; Fungi; Ascomycota; Leotiomycetes; Helotiales; Erysiphaceae
Source: the annotation of a GenBank genome assembly